CUCUCCUACCCCCUCGCCGGCGCCUGUUCUAUUCUCCAAUCCCCUCGCCGCCGCCGCCGCCGCUCCUUCCCCAAGACCCCAACCCCCUCGCCGCCGGCACCGGCGCGGCCGCCAUGCUCCGCCUCCGCAGCUGCUGCAUCGUCGCCCGCCUCAUCUCUCCCCCCUCCGCGUCUUCCAUCCCUCCUCUCCACCGCCUCCUCUCCACCACGGUCCCGGUUCCGGCAAACCCUGGCUUCGCCGUCGAGGAGUACCUGGUCGACACCUGCGGCCUCACCCGAGCACAAGCGCUCAAGGCCUCCGCCAAGCUCUCCCACCUCAAGUCCCCCGCCAAGCCCGACGCCGUCCUCGCCUUCCUCGCCGGCCUCGGCCUCUCCGCCGCCGACGUCGCCGCCCUCGUCGCGCGGGAUCCCAAGUUCCUCUGCGCCGGCGUGGAGACGACCCUGUCCCCCAUCGUCGUCGAGCUCACGGGCCUCGGGCUGUCCCCUUCCGACAUCGCCCGACUCCUCACGCUCGCCGCCAACACCCACUUCCGCAACAAAUCCGUCGUCUCCAAGGUGCGCUACUACCUGCGCCUCUUCGGCUCCUUGGAGGAAUUCCUCCGGGCAUUGAAGCAUAACCACAAUCUCCUCUCGCACAACCUCGAGACGGUGGUCAAGCGGAACGUCGGGUUACUGCAGGAGUGCACGCUAGGUGUUUGCGAUAUUGGCAAGCUGUGCACCACUCUGCCAAGGAUGCUCACUGCCAAUGUGGAGCAAAUCCGGGCGAUGGUGGCCAGUGCUGAAGGCUUAGGUGUGCCUCGCGGGUCUGGGAUGUUCAGGCAAGCUCUGCGGUCUGUUGCAUUCCUCAGCGAGGAGAAGAUCGCCGCCAGAACGGACUACUUGAAGAAGACGUUUAGGUGGUCGGAUGCUGAGGUUGGCAUUGCUGUGUCCAAGGGUCCAGUUGUGCUCGUGUCGUCAAAGGACUUGCUGAAGCGCAGGUCUGAGUUCCUUAUCUCUGAGGUGGGGUUGGAGCCGGCGUACAUUGCUCGCCACCCAUCAUUGCUCAGUUAUAGCUUGGAGGGCCGGCUCAGGCCCCGGUACUAUGUUAUGAAGUUUCUUACGGAAAACAGAUUGCUCAAGCGUCACACGUGCUACUAUACAUUUGCCAAGGCCACCGAGAUGGAAUUCUUGGACAAGUUCAUAUGCCCUUACAAGGAAGCUGCACCACACCUUGCUGAAGACUAUGCAGCUGCUUGCAAAGGGGAAGUGCCAACUAGAUUCAGAUUUACAUGAAACAAGAAUGGUCUAUGAAUUUGGUAAACUCUGUACGGUGCAACAAAGUUUUCAUUGUGUGGUAAGCUGGUAAUUCCUAUUUGGGUGUACUUUGCCUAACUGGAUGUCGGUCUUCCACUCUGUUAGUCUGCAAUGCAUUAAAAUUUCCGUGCUGGCUUACAUUGCUUAUAGCCUGUCAAUGCUUCAUUAUGGCCUGGAGGGCUGGCUGAAAUCCCAGUUUUGUGUUGUAAAGGUUCUUAAUGAAAUUAAAAUUCUAAAAUC
Messenger RNA from Triticum aestivum (bread wheat), 1532 nucleotides. RefSeq names its product transcription termination factor MTERF5, chloroplastic. The record is from RefSeq and is a predicted model, not a curated record. Gene Ontology annotation, molecular function: double-stranded DNA binding. Lineage: Eukaryota; Viridiplantae; Streptophyta; Magnoliopsida; Poales; Poaceae. The transcript has a single exon. Gene Ontology annotation, biological process: regulation of DNA-templated transcription. Bases 114 to 1271 code for a protein of 385 amino acids.